AAACUCUUCUUGGAUGGAUUCUCGUUGAAGUGCUGCUCGAUGCGUGAAACCAGGGCCGCUUUUGUUCCUUUUUCGUUGAGGCGGAGGUCGAAUGCAAGAUCCAUUAACUCUUCUUUGUUCUUUCCCGCAAGUGAUCCAAAAAACGGCGCAUCUGGAGCGCGUUCUUGCCGCCGCUUCACCAUUUCAAGCUCUUUCUCUUUCUGCCGCCUUUCUUUUUCUUCCAGUGCCCGCUCCUUAGCUUGCCUCUCGUCAUCUGCCUCCUUGGCCAACCGCUUUCCCUCUGCCGAUGUUAAGCACCGUGCUUCCACAUUGAGCUUUCGUUUCUUGCUUGGUUCAUUGCACCAUGUGGCCAUGAAGAGCUUGAACCUCACCCUCGAGGCGUUGUAUCCGGCCAAACAGCACCGGGUCAUGAUAGAAUCCAGAUGGAUGGACAGCGGUCGAAUUCGAGGAUCUGUGUCCGAUUCGCUGCUGCCAUCCGACUCGUCACAAGGUGGUUGCACUGCUGGUCUGAGAUCUAGUUCCGGCUCCAAGGCAAGGUCGGGACGAGAUGUAGAGAGCUGCAGAUCUGACGAUUGUGAGCACAGCCGUCUAUAUUCAGGGAAAUCUGGUAAGUCUGGAAUAUCAGGCGCAGCAGUGGAGAAUGGGAUGCUGGUGGCAUAGUCUUCUGCAGUAAAUGCAUCACGAUUGACAGGAUACAUGCCGCUCUUUUUGAAGGAAGAGAUAAUUGUCGUCUUCUUGAAUGUUUCGGCACGCACAUGCAUAUAUUCUUUGAUGAAGUCUUCUUUGCGCAUCUCCUGCUGUGUGAGGUCUAGGAUGGUGUCACAGUGUUCGAUCCAUGCUCGUGAGAACGGGCCAAAAAC
Messenger RNA from Mycena citricolor, 860 nucleotides. The record is from the annotation of a GenBank genome assembly. NCBI's taxonomy places the organism in Eukaryota, Fungi, Basidiomycota, Agaricomycetes, Agaricales, Mycenaceae.